AGACACUCAAGUCUCGAACCGCCGCUCCAAACAGAUCUAAAACCUAAAUUCUCCUCUCUCUCUCUCGAGUAGAAAAAUUCUUGCCGGCCGAUCGAAACCAUGUUAAAGUACUUCUCCGGCGGCGACGUUAAUAAAACAAUUAUAAUCUGGGACGUGAAGGCAUGCCCGAUCCCUGAAGGUCUUGACAGUUAUGAUAUUUGGAAAAACGUCCAAAAAUCCCUAUCGAAUAUUGGGUAUCCAACUACACACAUUCUAGAAUUUAGGGCAUAUUGUGAUUAUUUUCUAACGGAUGAUAGUAGGCCUAGCGGUCCUUAUAUUCCUUUGAUGCACGCAUCUUCAGGUGACUCUAAAGAAGCUGAAGAUGAGAGACGUAAAAAGAUUUUAGUGGAAUUGUUAUGCGAGGCAGGCGAAAAUCGCUCAAGAAUGAACUUGUUGCUGAUCAUUGGAGACGUGUCAGAACAGACUCAGUUCAUGAGGGCUCUUAAGUUUUUGAAAGAGGCGAAGCCCCACAAUGUUUUCCUGGCACUCCCUCGUCCUCCAUCAUCAGAGGAUUUGGUUGCAACUGUACGUGAAGUUUGGCUUUGGGAAACCUUAGCUGUUGGAGGAUAUCCUAUGGGCUAUAUUCCAAGUGAAGACGAUUCUGAUUAUGAUUCUUCUGACGAUUAGUCACCAAAGCUCGGACGAAGCAUUUUUAUCUUAUUUGAACAAUCUUCUGUUUAAGUGAAAUUCCCAAUCUGUUUUACUAGUUAUUUCCUCUGUUUCUAGUGGAACUAUCUUUCUAUCAAGACCAAAUCAACAUCUUGUGUAAUAGAUGGUGAAGGAACAAUUGGAAUUUUUUUUAUUUA
Messenger RNA from Camelina sativa (false flax), 845 nucleotides. RefSeq lists its product as uncharacterized. Gene Ontology annotation, cellular component: peroxisome. NCBI's taxonomy places the organism in Eukaryota, Viridiplantae, Streptophyta, Magnoliopsida, Brassicales, Brassicaceae. Gene Ontology annotation, biological process: regulation of gene expression. The record is from RefSeq and is a predicted model, not a curated record. Gene Ontology annotation, molecular function: RNA nuclease activity.